This is a messenger RNA of Bathycoccus prasinos, 441 nucleotides long. RefSeq lists its product with no specific name. The record is from RefSeq and is a predicted model, not a curated record. The transcript has a single exon. The coding region runs from base 1 to 441 and encodes 146 amino acids. NCBI's taxonomy places the organism in Eukaryota, Viridiplantae, Chlorophyta, Mamiellophyceae, Mamiellales, Bathycoccaceae.
AUGGUGAACACCGAUUCUUCUUCCUGUCUCAAUUCAAAAGUUGUUGUUUUUGUUGUUCUAUUCUUGUUGCUAUUCUUCUUCUUCCUCUUCCUCUCGGCUACCCAGCCUUUCAGUGGACUGGAGUCAUCGGUUAUGGAUAAACCAAACGUCCCGGCUACCACACCACCGAUAAAAAACGGCAAGUUCUCCGAUAUGACCUCGAAUAUGUCUUCUUUCUCGUUGUUGUUGUUGUUGUUGAUGUUUGCAGACGAGGAUGACGACGACGACGACGACGACGCGAUUCUCUUUGAAAUCGAACUCCGUCUCGAAGCUGUCGUCGCUGAGCGAUGCAAUCUUCUUUCUUCUCCUCCUAUUCCUCUUUCUCCUCCUAUAAAAGACGUCGACGUUGAUGACGCGAGGAUGGCAGAGAUGACCACCAUAUCGCGGUUUGUAUUUGCGUGA